AUGGAUACUCGCUCAAUGCCGGCGGAUAGUUCAUCCCGCUCGGUCGAGAUUCAAGCUAUUCUCAUUACCUUCUCCAUUCUUUCCACGAUCACCGUCGCAUUGCGACUCUAUGUGCGAUACAAGGUUCUUCAUUCCCUCGGCUGGGAUGAUAGAGUUAUGGCUGCUGCCCAGGUCCUUACAAUUGCAGCUGCGGUGGCUAUUGGUCUAGAGAAUAAUUAUGGGCUUGGACAUCAUACUUGGGAACAGUCGAAGGAGAAUUACGUUGCUUACAUGAAGGCGUUUUAUGCUUCUGUCAUCGUGUACAAUGUCGCCAUGUGUCUCGUCAAGAUCGGCAUCCUUCUUCAAUACCGACGAGUCUUUGCCAUACCGAUCUUACAAGCGUUAACAUUCUACGGACUCGUCAUCAUGAUCGCAUGGACUAUCACGAUCGCUUUCCUCAAUACUCUCAUUUGUGUACCCGUCGCCAAGUUCUGGAACUCAACUCUAGAUGGACAUUGCAUCGAUCCUUUGACGGUCUGGUACGUCAUGGCUGGCUUCAACCUCGUCACAGACAUCACUGUAUUCUGUAUGCCGUUACCAGUCAUUGGAAGCUUGAACCUUCCCAAGAAACAAAAGAUUAUGCUGUUGGCUAUUUUCAGCAUUGGUUUCCUAACCUGCAUCAUCUCGAUUAUUCGCAUUCGAACACUAAAGACAGCUGCUUCAACUAAAGAUCCCAACUGGGAUAAUGUCGACGCCGCGAUAUGGUCAUUCCUCGAAGUCACCCUCGCUAUUAUUUCCUCAUGCCUACCUACUCUCCGACCACUAUUCUCCAAGAUCAUGCCCAGGCUCUUUGCAUCUUCAUUCGGCCGAAGUAGCAACCGUGUAUCACAGUACGGCUAUACUCGAACACGUAGCAGUCAAAAUCUGCGUAGUAUGUCUCGAAGGCGAACUCAAGACAUCAGCCAUGACUCAAUGGAAGAUACAUCCACCUUGCGAAAAGAUGAAGUACCUCUCCCAUCAAUCACCAAACACUACCGAACAUACCCUGGUGUUAGUGUCAGUAUUAAGGCUGAGCAGGGACAGAACGGUGAUGAGGCAGCGUCGCAGAGUCCAAUUGAGCCAAGCUCACCAAGUCGAGGCAUCAAAGCUACUACUGUCGUCACACAAGAAAUCGUGGUAGAGAGACGCCCAGACGAUGAAUGGAGCCACGGCAGACCAAGUGACAGCGAUGCAACUCUCCGAGAAUGA
Messenger RNA from Fusarium tjaetaba, 1227 nucleotides. RefSeq lists its product as uncharacterized. Lineage: Eukaryota; Fungi; Ascomycota; Sordariomycetes; Hypocreales; Nectriaceae. The coding region runs from base 1 to 1227 and encodes 408 amino acids. The transcript has 4 exons. The record is from RefSeq and is a predicted model, not a curated record.